AUGUACAAAGUGGCAAUCGACUUCCAGGUAAAACAAUAUUCACAUUUCGAAGGUAUUGAUGUGAAAUUAAUUGAUAAACAGAUAAAUAUCAAGAUGUUUCAGAAAUAUACAGCGAAUUUAGCAACAUUAAAAAAUUAUUACCUCUUAGACUAUGCAAAUUCUGAUCCUACUGGAUUUUUUGAUACCCCAAACAUCAAAACAAUGUUUCGUAUUAUCGAUAAAACACCAAAAAAAGCAUUUGCCUUAUUUGAUGCAAUGUUUGUUCAAAAUUUCUCAUUAAACAUUAUAAAGAUAUAUCAAAACCCAGAAAUCUUCGCUGAUAUCGUUAGAGUUUACUUCAGCCAAGACUUAAGUAAUCGUUUUAUUUUUGGUUAUAUCACUUUUCCUGCAAUAUAUGGAUAUUUUUCGAUGGAAGAAUUCACGGCUUCGGCAAGUAAAUUUCUUUGUAACUACUUUAAGACUUGCGAAGAUUCAGAAUUUGCUACAAUUUUACUGAAAUCUUUCAUGAAAGGAGUAACAUUAUUUUUUGAUCAUUUUCUAUGCUCAUUAGGCCAUAACAUGAGUGAAUACAAUGAACUUAAAGACUUACAAGACAAACACUUUUUUGAUAUUACAAAUAAAUCAAUAAAAGAAGCCAUUCCAACAGUAUCACAGCAUCAUAUUUCAGCUCUAGAAGCCUACGUCAAAGCAUUUCCUAAGCUUGCAAUAACUUUUUUUGUUGAAAAUAUGUUAUAUCGACCAUACAAAACAGCUGCAUCAGCAUGCCCAUAUUUUCAUAAUCAAAAACGUUCAAAUUCGUAUCUCAAAUACUUAGAUCGUCUCAAAAACCAACAAUACAACGAUGACGUUUUAGAAUUCUUGAAUUCCUUCGUUUACUGCGAGUCACCAAAGCUCGAUCAGCUUUCUUUUGGAAAGUUGAACUGGCAUGGUGCAAUUCCUUUGAUAAUUAGUGAUGUCGAUGUCAAAUUAUUUUAUGAAAUUUGUACUUUUUAUCCAAACAAUAUUAUUUAUUGGCCAAAAGCUAUUCCAACCUUUAGGAAAUCAUUUUCUCCUGUUAUUUUCGACGUUUAUCCUUGUUUUCCCUAUAUUGAGUUCGAAUCUUUUGGAGAAGUCAUGUUUGGCCCAGCACCUUCCCCGUAUAAUUUUGAAGAUGUUGAAGAGUACAACAGAACCUAUGCGGCGAUAAUCAAAAGAAGCAAGGAUUCCCAUGUAAUGCUUUCAGAAUCGAUAAAAGAAAUGGGAUUUCCUGAUAAUGUUGAAGCAUAUCUCCUUAAUGAACUCCUCAAAAACCAUAAAGAGAGUUACUUUAGGUUUUUGACCGCAAUUACAAAAGAACAGUAUUUCAGAGAGUUUAUGAACUAUUGUGAUGCCUCCUAUACCCUUCUUCUUCAAGCAGUGCAUCAUAAAAGUCUCUCCGUAUUCAAGAAUAUCCUUCUUCAAGGAAAAUCAAUUUCGGAUUGCAUAAUUGACGCAAUUUGCUACAAAGCGGGCCUCAGAGAUAACAUAUCGCCUGAGAUGUACUGGGAAUUGAUAUUAGCUGUCAUGGAUAGCUACAGAUUGAAAGUUUCCAAAAGAGGAUAUCAAAUUGUCGACAAAUUCAAGCUUGUUCUUUAUAAUUAUGUGCCAAAGAACUUCAAUGUAUCAGGAAACAAGCGAUUGGCAGACUGUAUUGCAUCAAAAGUCGAUGCUUUGUCUGAAUCUCAUUGGACAUUUGGAAAAAUGCUGAGACAAGUCAUCGCAUUCGAGAAACAACUGCAUGCAAUACUUGGGGAUAAGUUCGAGGACCUCUGGACGAAUGCUUUCUGCUACGCUUUGAUGUCUACUCAUAGACAAUUAAUUGUUUUUCCUGUUUUCUUGUUUUGCCACUCAUUUAUACUCUCAAAUGAUAUUAUUGCGACACAGAUACCUGACAACAUCUCCAAUUCAUGGCACAACUUUUGCGCUGGAAUGUGGUCGAUUAUUUGUACAAAUGACGAGUUUUUACAGCUGGCAACGAAUCACGCGGCGAUAAGAAAGAUGUUUACAUAUCCUGAAUAA
Trichomonas vaginalis G3 is the source of this 2037-nucleotide messenger RNA. RefSeq lists its product as uncharacterized. The record is from RefSeq and is a predicted model, not a curated record. The transcript has a single exon. NCBI's taxonomy places the organism in Eukaryota, Parabasalia, Trichomonadida, Trichomonadidae. Bases 1 to 2037 code for a protein of 678 amino acids.